This is a messenger RNA of Papaver somniferum (opium poppy), 2881 nucleotides long. Its product is annotated as casein kinase 1-like protein HD16. NCBI's taxonomy places the organism in Eukaryota, Viridiplantae, Streptophyta, Magnoliopsida, Ranunculales, Papaveraceae. Gene Ontology annotation, molecular function: protein serine/threonine kinase activity; ATP binding. The record is from RefSeq and is a predicted model, not a curated record. Bases 336 to 2483 code for a protein of 715 amino acids. Gene Ontology annotation, biological process: signal transduction; endocytosis; peptidyl-serine phosphorylation. The transcript has 15 exons. Gene Ontology annotation, cellular component: cytoplasm; nucleus.
GAGUUCAGAUUCAAUCUAUCCCUCUAUCUCUUCACACGUUUUAGAAUAGGAGUUCCAUUUCAUUUUCGAUCUCUUCCUUCAACCACAUCGACAUUCAAAUUUCUUCUCUCUUCCAUCGACAAAAAAAAGAACAAAGGGCAAAUAAGUCUUCGUACAACCCUCUCUCUCUCAUCAGAAAAUCUAAUUCUAGGGUUUUCUUUUGGUGUUGUUGCAGAGAAAAAGAAUCGAUUAAUUUUUAUUGUUUUUCCAGUAAUGGUGGGAAUUUUCGCGCGAAGGUGAAAAAAAGAAAUGAUUAGGUUAGUGGAAGGAAAAAUUUCACUUUGUAUGGAUGAAAUAUGCCUGAACUCCGUAGUGGAGUACGUAAACGCCGUGCUCCAAUAUUAGAUCAUCAACGGCGUAAAAACACUGUUAUAGAUAACCUAGAUAAUCCUCAACCUCUGGUUAACAGAAACGCACGAACCAGAGCUGGUGCAGCAGCAGCAGCAGAGGCUGCAGAAAUCGUUGGUGGUAAGGAAACAAACCUGAAAUCAGUUUCAGGACCUAGAACUAGAAAUCAAGCUAAAGCUGCUGUGGUUGUGAUUCCCGAGGAAAUUAAACAACAACCAGAAGAAGAAGAAGCUGAAGAAGAAAAAGAGCUUGGGUUAGAAAGUAGUAAGAAGAAAGAAAUCAUGGGUGAUGAUAGCGAUGGUUUGAGUGCUAAUAAGGUUGUUGCUCAAGAAGAAGAAGGAAGUACUGCUCCUUUUCCUGAAAGGGUUCAGGUUGGAGGAUCACCAAUUUAUACAGUUGAUAGGAAGCUAGGUAAAGGUGGUUUUGGGCAAGUUUUUGUUGGCCGUCGUGUGUCAGGAGGUAGUGAAAGAGCAACAGGUGCUGGGGCCCUGGAGCAGGUGGCUCUAAAAUUGGAGCAUAGAAGCAGUAAAGGUUGCAAUUAUGGUCCUCCAUACGAGUGGCAAGUUUAUAACACUCUUGGCGGCAGUCAUGGAGUGCCCAGAGUACACUAUAAAGGGAGGCAAGGUGACUACUAUGUAAUGGUUAUGGACAUGUUAGGGCCUAGCUUGUGGGAUGCAUGGAAUUCUUCAGGGCAAGCGAUGUCUUCAGAAAUGGUAGCUUGUAUUGCUGUUGAAUCUAUAUCAAUCCUGGAGAAGAUGCACUUAAGGGGUUAUGUUCAUGGAGAUGUGAAGCCUGAAAAUUUUCUUCUCGGUCAGCCCAAUACAGCACAAGAGAAAAAGUUGUUUCUUGUUGAUCUCGGAUUAGCAACUAAAUGGAGAGAUAGUGCUAGUGGUCAACAUGUUGAAUAUGAUCAACGCCCUGAUGUCUUCAGGGGAACGGUUCGAUACGCAAGCGUUCACGCUCACCUGGGAAGAACUGCUAGCAGAAGAGACGAUCUUGAAUCCCUUGCAUAUACACUUAUCUUCCUUCAUCGGGGAAGGUUACCCUGGCAGGGCUAUCAGGGUGACAACAAAUCCUUCUUAGUUUGCAAAAAAAAGAUGGCAACAUCUCCUGAAAUGCUGUGUUGCUUCUGCCCUCCACCGUUUAAGCAAUUUCUUGAAAUAGUUGUGAAUAUGAAGUUUGAUGAGGAACCCAACUACUCUAAAUUAGUUUCUUUAUUCGAGGGUUUGCUUGGACCAAAUCCUGCUGUCAGGCCAUUAAAUACAGAUGGUGCUCAGAAGAUUAUUAUCCAAGUUGGUCAAAAACGGGCUAGGUUGACAAUAGAGGAAGAAGACGAUGGGCAACCAAAGAAGAAGGUCAGGUUGGGAGUUCCUGCAACACAAUGGAUCUCUGUUUACAAUGCUAGGAUGCCUAUGAAACAGAGGUACCACUAUAAUGUUGCAGAUGCACGAUUAGCAGCGCAUGUAGAGAGAGGAAAUGAAGAUGGUCUUCUUAUAAGUUGUGUGGCAUCUUGUUCCAACUUAUGGGCGCUGAUUAUGGAUGCAGGAACUGGUUUUACAGCUCAAGUUUAUGAAUUAUCACCACACUUCUUACACAAGGAAUGGAUCAUGGAGCAAUGGGAGAAGAACUAUUACAUUAGCUCUAUAGCUGGUGCUAACAAUGGGAGCUCUCUUGUUGUGAUGUCUAAAGGAACUCAAUACACACAGCAGUCGUACAAAGUUAGUGAUGCUUUUCCCUUUAAGUGGAUAAAUAAGAAAUGGAGAGAAGGAUUCCAUGUAACAUCAAUGGCAACUGCUGGAAGCCGAUGGGGUGUAGUCAUGUCUCGCAAUGCAGGCUUCAGUGACCAAGUCGUGGAGCUUGAUUUUCUCUAUCCAAGUGAUGGUAUCCAUAGACGGUGGGAUAACGGUUACCGGAUAACUUCCACAGCUGCUACUUGGGAUCAAACUGCUCUCAUCUUGAGUGUGCCCAAGCGUAAACCUGGAGAUGAAACCCAAGAGACCCUAAGGACAUCUGCAUUCCCAAGUACCCAUGUUAAGGAAAAAUGGGCCAAGAAUCUCUAUCUUGCGUCUGUCUGCUACGGGCGGACCGUUUCUUGAUUUUGAGGAGCCUAGAGGCCAAGGCCAUAAAGAUCUAUGGUCAUUAUUGUGACUGACAGUAGGGAGAAGGAAAAGGUAUCAACCUUUACUGGUGGAAGGUUCUGGUUGGGUUUGCGACCUUUUGUCUCAUUUAUGUUUUUUCUCCUGUUCAAAUUUGUACUUCCCUUUUACUGGAAAAGGCUGGGUAGCACAGAAGCUUAAAUUGUAGUUAUAGAGAAAUAUCUCCCCAUAUGUUGUAUCCUUAUCUAUCUAUAUUACAAAACACACAUCACAGCUAACUUUGCCUUAGUAGUGGCUGAGAUUUCUUAUUGAAUUCGGGUGCGUCUCGUCAGCUUUGCCUUUGUUAGUAGUGGCUGAGAUAACCUCCUAUAAUUCAAUCCGACGUUUCCUAUUCUCAA